This is a messenger RNA of Musca domestica (house fly), 1204 nucleotides long. RefSeq lists its product as uncharacterized. Gene Ontology annotation, molecular function: heme binding. The record is from RefSeq and is a predicted model, not a curated record. Gene Ontology annotation, cellular component: membrane; intracellular membrane-bounded organelle. Bases 181 to 600 code for a protein of 139 amino acids. The transcript has a single exon. Lineage: Eukaryota; Metazoa; Arthropoda; Insecta; Diptera; Muscidae.
CGCUUUGCGAUAAAUCUCAGGCGCUGUGAAAACGAAAGGGAAAUCUAAUUGAAAAAAUAACUACUGAAAAACAAAACCACCGAAAACAAAAAAAAAAAAAAAAAAAAAAAACCAAAACAAGUGACGUCUUUAAAUAUUUACAAAUAACCGCAAAAUAGUUUUCGAAACCAGAAAAAUAAAAUGACAACAUCCAUAACUACUCUGCUGCAGGCGCUGCGUAUUGUGCCCCUCUCACAGGCGGAAAAGAAAGCGCAACAUAAGUCAGGCGCACACAAGAAGGUGUUAACGGAUCGUCUUUGCGAAGCCCUUCCAGAAAUCUCUUUGGAUGCUGUGGCCCAUCAUGAUGACUACUCCGACUGUUGGGUGGUAAUCUAUGAUCGGGUCUACGAUGUCACCACAUUUCUUCAAGAUCAUCCCGGCGGUGCUGAUGUAAUUAUGGAUUAUGCUGGCCGCGAUGCAACAUUGGCCUUUCAUGGCACGGGUCAUUCACGUGAUGCCAUCGAACAAAUGCGAGAUUAUUUGAUUGGAGAAUUGCCGCAAAACGAGCGAAUCUUUCGUACAGCCAAUAGUCAGGUUUUGAAAUCGGGCAUACCGGAAUAAGUCACGGGGAGAGGGGAAGAAUCGGAGAUUGUUCUUCCAUGAUUUCUGACUGGAAAAUAUAUAUACACACACACACCUACAUAUACGAGUAUUCAGUUUUUAUUUUCCUAUUCUAAGAGCAGAGCAGAGGAAACCACAGAGCUUUAAUGUAUUUCCUAGUGAUUUUGUGACACCCCGCACACCCCGCAAUCAUUCGUUUUUUUUUUUUGUUUGAUUCCCGUGUCAUGUAUUUAUUUAUUAAUUUUUUAAAAUGCACCGUCGCCACUCUUUACAUGUUUUUUUUUAAUUUAUUUUGUUUUAUUUGAAAAGAAAAGUGAAACCUUUCAGAGUAGAAACCGUGUAUUAGAAAGGAAUUCUUAUUAGAACCCCCUCACCUGUGCCCCCCCACCCCAUUAAGAAAGGAUUAACUCCGUUUAUUUGACUGAUAUUGUGUAGCAAACCACCAGUUGCGUUUCACACCCAUGUUGUAUUUUUAAUUGCUAUUGUUUAUGUAAAUAUUUUAAUAUAAAAAAUUUCAAUUUUAAAUAGAAUAUAAAAAAAUUAUAAUCCAAGGAGAGGUUAAUGGGUUAUCCCUUUACAAAAUAAAUCGUAACAAAUAAAUGUU